Messenger RNA from Trifolium pratense (red clover), 3159 nucleotides. RefSeq names its product probable xyloglucan glycosyltransferase 6. Gene Ontology annotation, molecular function: glycosyltransferase activity. Lineage: Eukaryota; Viridiplantae; Streptophyta; Magnoliopsida; Fabales; Fabaceae. The record is from RefSeq and is a predicted model, not a curated record. The transcript has 5 exons. Gene Ontology annotation, cellular component: Golgi apparatus. Bases 564 to 2639 code for a protein of 691 amino acids.
GAUUUGCCAUCAAUCCUUUCCCACACAAAAUAUAUUUCAAUUAUAAUAUCAAAUCAAACUGAACACUCAAAAAAUCAAUAAUUAGUUUUUUGACAAAAAGAAAAUCAAUUUGACCAAAAAGAAAAAGAAAAUCAAUAAUUAAGCAAAUCCAAAUCAAAUUACCAAACUAUGUCAAACUCCCUCCCUCCAACUAACACCAUUAGUAGAAGUGUAGAACCUUGAUUGAAGUGUAAACUCAUCAGUCUUGUCUCAUCUCAUACUCCCAUCUACCACUGUCCUCAAUUUCCUCCACGCGCCACCGUCUUCCACAAAAAACCAAAGCAGCGCGUGUCCUUCACCCUUAAAACAGAAUCCCAAAACAAAAAAUAAAACAACCUAAAAAAAUGCUCUCACCUUUCCAAUUAUAGCUUAUCCCUUUCCCUUUGGAUCACACUCACUCACAACCAAACAAAAAAAAAAAAAAGAAACCAAUCUAUCUCUUACACACAAACUUUAACUUUUUUUUGUUUCAUUGUUCUUAUGUUGUUGUUGUUGUUCUAAUCAUUGUUUAAUUUUGUUUCUAUAUGUCUCGUGCACCAAAUUACGAGUUUCAAGAAUGGUGGAACAAACAAAGAGAAAAAGAAAAUCUCGAUCUAUUCGAAGAUAAAUCAGAUCAAUCUUCUUCUCCUUUUAUAACCGUUGAUGUAACCGGUAACGGUAACGAUGGUGGAAGCAGUAAAAACCGUUCAGAUCCAUCGGUUAAAAAAGAGAGAGCACGAAGUGCGAGACAGUUAUCAUGGGUUUGUUUGUUGAAAUUUCAACAAAUUGCCGCAACCGUUGGAUUUAUAUCCAACGGUUUACUUCAUGUUGUGAAGACGGCGAAUCGGAGAAUUUUAUCCCACGAUUCGCCUAUUGAUUCGUCGUCUUCGAGGCUUUAUAGAGCAAUCAGGGUGUUUUUGAUUGUUGUGAUUGGUUUGUUAGGGUUUGAGUUGGUUGCUUAUUUUAAAGGUUGGCAUUUUCGGCCUCCUUCGGUUGGUUCUGCUGAUGUUUUGGGAUUGGUUGCGGUGUUUUAUGCGAGGUGGAUUGAUAUUCGGGCGAAUUAUUUGGCGCCGCCGUUGCAGUGUUUGACGAAUAUGUGUAUUGUUUUGUUCAUUGUGCAAUCUGUGGAUAGGAUUGUUUUGAUUUUGGGAUGUUUUUGGAUCAAGUUUAGGAGAAUUAGACCUAUUGCUAGUGUGGAUUAUGAUGGAAAUGUUGCUAGUGUUGAUUAUCCUAUGGUUUUGGUUCAGAUUCCUAUGUGCAAUGAAAGGGAGGUUUACCAUCAAUCCAUUGCAGCAGUUAGUAUCAUGGACUGGCCAAAGGAGAGAAUGCUUGUACAAGUUCUUGAUGAUUCGGAUGAAGUAGAUAUCCAAAAUCUCAUCAAGGCAGAAGUGCAUAAAUGGCAACAAAGGGGUGUUCGGAUUAUAUAUAGACAUAGGCUUAUGCGUACAGGAUACAAGGCAGGGAAUCUUAAAUCUGCAAUGGGUUGUGAUUAUGUUAAGGAUUAUGAGUAUGUGGCAAUAUUUGAUGCUGAUUUCCAGCCAACCCCAGAUUUCUUAAAGAAGACGAUACCUUAUUUCAAGGGAAGGGAUGAUUUGGCAUUAGUCCAGGCAAGAUGGGCAUUUGUGAACAAGGAUGAAAACUUGCUUACAAGAUUACAGAAUAUCAAUUUAUCUUUCCACUUUGAGGUUGAACAGCAAGUUAAUGGUAUCUUCAUCAACUUCUUUGGUUUCAAUGGAACUGCUGGUGUAUGGAGAAUAAAGGCCCUAGAGGAUAGUGGUGGCUGGUUAGAGCGAACAACUGUUGAAGACAUGGACAUUGCUGUUCGAGCUCAUCUCUGUGGGUGGAAGUUUAUUUUUCUCAAUGAUGUUAAGUGCCUCUGUGAGCUUCCAGAGACAUACGAGGCUUAUAAAAAACAACAGCACCGCUGGCAUUCUGGUCCGAUGCAAUUGUUUCGUUUGUGUUUUGUUGAUAUACUUCGCGCUAAGAUUAGUUGGCCAAAGAAGUUCAAUUUGAUAUUUCUUUUCUUCCUGCUGAGGAAGCUUAUUCUGCCAUUUUAUUCGUUCACCCUCUUCUGCAUCAUUCUUCCAUUGACCAUGUUCCUUCCGGAAGCUGAACUCCCAGCAUGGGUUGUUUGUUACAUUCCUGGAGUCAUGUCUAUCCUAGGUGUUCUUCCAGCCCCACGGUCAUUUCCAUUCAUAGUACCUUAUCUUCUAUUUGAGAACACUAUGUCAGUAACCAAAUUUAAUGCAAUGAUAUCUGGAUUAUUUCGCUUCGGAAGUUCUUACGAAUGGGUGGUUACUAAAAAAUUGGGAAGAUCAUCAGAGGCAGAUUUGGUUGCCUUUGAAAAGGAAUCCGAACCUCUAAUGCGAUCCAAUAGUCUUCAUAGAUCUAACUCAGAUUCAGGCAUUGAAGAACUAAGCAAACUAGAACUUUCAAAGAUAGCUCCGAAGACGAAGAAAAAUCGUCUCUACAGGAAAGAACUUGCUCUUGCAUUUAUUUUGUUAACUGCCUCAGUUAGAAGCUUACUAUCUGCUCAAGGAAUUCACUUCUACUUCCUAUUAUUUCAAGGGGUAAGUUUUUUGGUUGUUGGUCUUGAUUUGAUUGGAGAGCAGGUUAGUUAAGCUCCAGCUUUUAGUGGAUACGAAACUUCCUCUCAGAUCCUCGUUGAUUCAAGAUAUAAGGUCCCAAUGGCCAAAACCUUAAACCUAUCUCAGAACAUACUGAUUUUGAGCCUAAGAUGUUCUCAGUGGUUUUGGCUACCAAUUUUAGGCAAAUCAUUGCUACUUGGCACCAAAUUGCAGUACUGUUUGUUUUUUGUUGUAAAGACUACUGCCUCAUUGUUGUUGUCAAGUCAUAUGCUUUAUAAGUUUACAUAAUAGUUGUUUCAGUUCUGAAUGUGGCAAAAUGUGUUGAUACUUGAAGAAAAUAGGUUUCUGACCUGUAAAACCAAUAGACAGUUGCUUGCCUGCCUGAACUGAAAAGGUGGAGAUUGUUAGAUUACAACAUUUGUUAUUCUUUUUCAAUUUGAUAAACUGUACAAUUUCAUAGUUUUAAUGUUUUGUUGCUUAAAUUGUAGUACUAUUUGUUAUCAAGACACUCAUAUUUAUGGUACAAGCAAUAGCAAUCAUGUUUUCAAUUUCA